Arabidopsis lyrata subsp. lyrata is the source of this 787-nucleotide messenger RNA. RefSeq lists its product as uncharacterized. The record is from RefSeq and is a predicted model, not a curated record. Gene Ontology annotation, cellular component: chloroplast. Gene Ontology annotation, molecular function: oxidoreductase activity. The transcript has 5 exons. The annotation marks the transcript as partial. NCBI's taxonomy places the organism in Eukaryota, Viridiplantae, Streptophyta, Magnoliopsida, Brassicales, Brassicaceae.
AAGGUGACGUGGCGAAAAUCAGAAAUUUUGCGAUAUCUCUCAGUCUCUCGUCUUCUUCGUCUGAGCUAUCAAACUCCAGUCAAUGGCGAUGAUGACGACGACGACAACAUUCUUCCAUCCACUACUUCCUGCUAACACGUGCAAAUCCGGAGCUGUAUCUUCUUCCUUUGUCUCAGUUCCUCGUUCUUCGUCUCUUCAAUUCCGCUCACUUGUUUCGGAUUCUACGUCGAUUUGUGGUCGACGUAAGUUCACCGGGAAAAACAGAAGAGUAUCGAUUACCGUUUCCGCCGCCGCAACAAAUGAACCUCUCACCGUUCUCGUUACCGGCGCCGGUGGAAGAACAGGACAAAUUGUGUAUAAGAAAUUGAAGGAGAGGUCAGAUCGGUUUGUUGCGAGAGGUUUAGUGAGGACAAAGGAGAGUAAGGAGAAGAUCAAUGGAGAGGAUGAAGUAUUCAUUGGAGAUAUCAGAGAUCCUGCAGCCAUUGCUCCUGCUGUUGAAGGGAUUGAUGCUUUGGUCAUUCUUACGAGCGCUGUUCCGCAGAUGAAGCCCGGUUUUGAUCCUAGUAAAGGAGGAAGACCUGAGUUCUUCUUUGAAGAUGGAGCUUAUCCAGAACAGGUUGAUUGGAUUGGUCAGAAGAAUCAGAUAGACGCUGCUAAGGCAGCAGGAGUUAAGCAGAUUGUGUUGGUUGGGUCGAUGGGAGGAACAAACAUUAAUCACCCUCUCAAUAGUAUUGGCAAUGCCAACAUUCUGGUUUGGAAGAGAAAGGCUGAGCAGUACUUGGCUGAU